GGGGGGCGAUGCCCAGUAGGAAGCGGAAGCGGUUAUGGAAUGCAGCAUGCGCAUCCUUCCCAGAUGAGACACCCCUCCAGCUAAAAAAAUCAAAUGUCAGGGCAUCAGUCGCUGGUACUUCAAUUUCCAAUUCCUGGCUUAGGUGUGGGGAUGGAUUUCAGAGCACUUCUGUGCUUGAGUCUCUGAAACCUACUGAUAAACAAGCCAGGAUUAAGAAGCAUCUUGCACCACUGCUAACAUCCGCUGAAAGCACAGUAGAAUCUUCUGCUGCCGCAAGCUCAAAGGAGUCCGAGGACAUAAUAUGGAGCUCUAGUGGCAGUGAUUUUUCAGAUGAUGAAAAAACUCCAUCAAUUUCAAGGUUAUGCAAUGAAAAAAGUCAUACUUCUAAAGCAGAGAAAUCGUACAGCAGACCUGAUUUAUUGUCAGAAGACAGAAGUGGUGAAGAUGAACCCCAGUUCAUUGAGUGGGAGAAGGAUAGUGAUUCCAGUGGUAGGUGUGAUGGAUCAGAAGGCAAUGAUGGUUGCCUGGAAAUAUCAGACUCUGACUCCUGUGCAGAUCAAAAUUCUUUGCCUGACAAGGAGGAGAAUGAGGGCCUUUAUAAGACAACUUCAACAGAAAUUUUCGAAUAUUCAUCUGAGAAUGACAGUGUGGAAGAAGAAGAAAUGGGCACGGAGACGGCUAGUCCAGGAUUCACUAAGAGAUUCCAGCUGAGCUCAGCACUGGACGAAGUUCCAGCGAGAGCUGCCAGUGACUGGCUGAGGUCGGCGCAGGCCCUGCUGCAGACGCCCAAGAAGCAGCCGGACAGGCCCUCGAGGACUCCUGAGGACUCCGCCAAGAAGAGGAAAUUACUGAGAGGAGGGCUUGCUGAGAGGCUCUGUCGGCUGCAGAACAGGGAGAGGGCUGCCAUCAGCUUCUGGAGGCAUCGCUGCGGGUCGGAGGCCGAAAUCCCACCAGAUAAAUCUGGCGUCCUGAUCGUGAAGAUCUUGGAAGUGUUUGAGGAGUGUACGAUGCAAGUCGCGGUCUGCGAGCAGCUGCAGGAGUCCCYGGCUGCCACUGCCUCCCAAGAGCUUGUCACCAGCCCGGCAGACCCGCUGCUCACAGUCCUCUUCACGAGGGAGACAGCAGCGCACCUGAGGAGCGGGCCGCAGGACGUCGUGCACAUCUACCCUCCGUGGCAAAAGCUACUUCUCCGCAAUACAAAUGUUCCCGUGAUCAUGAAUACCUACUUCAGUCAGAAGGUGCUUAGUGGGGAACACUUAGAGGCAAAAGAGAAGGCACACGGCUCUGCAAAGAAGCUUAUUAGGAAGAAUGUUGUGUCUUUGGCACAUACAUUUAGGUUAAUUGACCCCAAAGAUGAUCGACCCCAGGAAUCUGCAGAAAAUCAGGUGACAGAGAGCACCCAAGGCCAUGCCAAGGGCGAUUCCAGACAGCUCCCCUUGGCCCUCAGUGCCGUGAACGACUCCCUGCUGGAAAUGGUGGAAAGCCAGGGAGCGGUGGGCUGGAGAGAGGUGCAGGUCCGAGUGGCCGUGCAGAGGGUCUACUGGCUGCCUGCGAGAGGGGCUGGCGGCUGCCAGGCUCCGGAAAACCACCCUGCUCCUGCGGCAUCCGUCGGGAAUUCAGAGCAGCCAAGGGCUCGGUUAUGUCUCCUUGUCCAGGAUGCCUAUGGGAUGUUCAGCGAAGUGCAGCUGCAGGUCCUGGAUCCUGCAGAAGACAUUGCACAGUAUUGCAGGAGAUGGGAAGGAAAAUUCUGCUGCUUAGCUGGAAUGAAAGUUGUGCAGAGAGCCACACGAGCAAGGGCAUUAGGACUUUUUAGUCUGAUAGACAGCUUGUGGCCUCCAGUAGUGCCUGUAAAAGUUCCCGGGCAAAGUCAAGACUCUGAAAUGAUGACAACUAAUCUUCCUCCUCCCAGCUUCUGUUACGUUCUUACCGUACAGUCUGGUGAAAUACAUAUGAAAGUAGAUGAGGAAGAAGAGAUUGCUAAUUUGUACCAACCACCAGUUGUUCAUGGUCUAAAGGAAAUUUUUCAGAUGGACCGUUGUAAUGUACGCUGUAGCUUUUGGGCACGAGUGCUGUAUCUGCGUCUUCAGACAAAACCCAGUGUUCCUAUAAAUCAAAGGGAGAUUUGGCUGUUUGUGACUGACUUCACAUUGCAAAACGUGGCUCCUGCAGCUCCGAAAGUUGCUGCUGUGUCCGUUGCUGCUCCGUGUGUUCUCGGCACGGAGGUGAGGGAAGCGCUCGCGGCCGCCUCGCGCUUCGUCUUCUUCAGGGACGCCCUGUGGGGAAAGGGUAGGAUUAUUUGUGUUGAACGUACUGUUCUCCUGUUACAAAAGCCUCUUUUGUACUCGGCUGCCGGUGCUGACCUCAGGGAGCUGACUGGCCCUGUCAAACUCGACGAGCUGGAUUCUACCACACAGGCCAAUUCCAUCUGUACUGUAAGAGGCACUGUUGUUGGGGUUAAUGAGAGCACUGCCUACUCCUGGCCUACCUGUGACAGGUGUGGCAAUGGAAAAUUGGAACUUUAUCCCCAGGACAGCAAAUUGCUGUAUUGCAACCAGUGCUCUGAAGUUGUAAUUUCACCGGUUACAAAAAUGCAGCUGGAAGUCUUCUUGAGUUGUCCAUCUCGAUCUCAAAGUACAGUAAAAGUAAAGCUGUUACAACAGACAAUCUCGUCUCUGCUGACGUCUUCCCCCAAUGAGGAUGGGAGCUACGAGGUGCACCGCGUGCUGGGAAGGGAGGUGGGUCUGCCCAGCUGCUACGUCCAGGCCGCGGGCGGCCGCCCCGACCGCGUCGCGCUGGAGGAAAUCGCGCUGAGCGGCGGAGGCGCCGCCGGCAGCACCGCCGCGCGUGGCGUGGCCGCUGCCCGCUAA
Molecule: messenger RNA, 2867 nt
Organism: Nothoprocta perdicaria
Lineage: Eukaryota; Metazoa; Chordata; Aves; Tinamiformes; Tinamidae
Gene: SPIDR
Product: scaffold protein involved in DNA repair
Exons: 20
Coding region: 9-2867 (952 amino acids)
Biological process (GO): regulation of establishment of protein localization to chromosome; double-strand break repair via homologous recombination
Cellular component (GO): nuclear chromosome; nucleoplasm
Source: RefSeq, a predicted model, not a curated record